AUGAAGCCCUCGGCCUUGUUGGUGGUGGCAUCGCUCACGUUGGCACAGGCAGCGGCGGUCGACCGGCCAAACGCUGUGAGGCGGGACUUUGUCUCAAGUCUGCUCAGCAGUCUGGGCAUUGGCGGCAACAAAGAUGCCAACAACGACAGCGGAAACGGCAACGGGAAUGGCAACGACAAUGGAAAUGGCAGAGGCAACAAUGGCAACAACGACAGCAACAACAGCAACAAUGGCAACGGCAGAAACGGAGGAGACGCCAAUGCCAACAACGGCGCCAACAACAACUGCCCAACCGUCAGCACCGUAACUGCACGCCAAACGAUUACUGUUGGUGCCCAGCCUGCCGACACCGGCAAUGCGACCGUGAUUGCUGUGUCUCGGUCACCCGCAGAGCCGUCCGCUCCUGUUGCUCCUGUUGCAGCUGGUGCCGCCGGUGCCGCUGGUGCCGCUGGUGCCGCUGGUGCCGCUGUGUCGCCUACAGCCGCCGUCGCUCUCGGUGCGGCAGCUGUAUCCGCUGCACCUGCUACGGUGACGGUGACGGUCUCGGCCGAUGCGACGACCGUGACAGAGACUGUCAGUGUGACUGUGACGGCAGCUGCAGCUGGUGCGGCGGCCGCUGCGCCCGCGCCUGUGGCGGUGUCAUCGGCUGCCGUGGCCGGUGCUGCGGCUGCCGCGUCGUCUCCUGCCGCUGCCCCCGUGGCUGCGACUGAUGCAGCUGCGGCGGGUGGCGUCGCGGCAGGUGGUGCCGUUGAUGGUACACCCACGGGCGGUGUCGGUGUCACGGUCAUUGCCGUGCCCGCCGCUGCGCGCACCUCCACCAAGGUCGUGCCACCCGCGGCGUCUGCUGUUGCCGCGACGGCUCCGGCCGUUGCGGCCACCUCGAAUGUCGCGGGUGCUGCUGCCGCGACCUCUCCGUCCCUCGCUGCGCUCCCGCCUCUGUCGACGUCCACCUCGGCCGCUGCUGUUGGUCUCCCGCCGCUCUCGUCUGCCACCUCGCUUGCUGUCCAACCCGCCGCUGUGUCCACCACCGCCUCCUCUGCCAACACUCUCGUCCCCCUAGGUGGAACCACGGCUGCUGCUGGUCUCCCUGCUUUGACUGCUCUGACCUCAAUCAACUCGCUGCAGACGACCGUGGACCUGGGAUCUGUGCAGACGACGGCCGCGCCGGUCGCUGCUGCACCGGCUGUAGCCAACAACCCGCAGGAGCUGUCGAUCAACCUAAGCGGCCUGUCUCUGAACAGUGUGCUGACCCUCGGUAACCUGGCGGCCCAGACAUUAGUGCCUGCUUGA
Messenger RNA from Sporothrix brasiliensis 5110, 1290 nucleotides. RefSeq lists its product as uncharacterized. The record is from RefSeq and is a predicted model, not a curated record. The coding region runs from base 1 to 1290 and encodes 429 amino acids. The transcript is spliced from 2 exons. NCBI's taxonomy places the organism in Eukaryota, Fungi, Ascomycota, Sordariomycetes, Ophiostomatales, Ophiostomataceae.